Molecule: messenger RNA, 1221 nt
Organism: Dothidotthia symphoricarpi CBS 119687
Lineage: Eukaryota; Fungi; Ascomycota; Dothideomycetes; Pleosporales; Dothidotthiaceae
Product: lytic polysaccharide monooxygenase
Exons: 1
Coding region: 1-1221 (406 amino acids)
Source: RefSeq, a predicted model, not a curated record
AUGUUCACUUCAACCGCUCUUUUCGCCGCCAUGCUGGCCAUGGCUCCUCUGUCCGUCAACGCACAUAUGAUCAUGGCCAAUCCCGUCCCCUACGGUUCGCCAAACAACUCACCUCUCGAUCCCUCAGGCUCCGACUUCCCCUGCAAGGUUGGCGCCGGCGGCUCGUAUGAAGUCAAGAAAAUGAACGACUGGGCUGUGGGCUCCAAGCAAACCCUCUCAUUCACCGGUACAGCCGUCCAUGGCGGUGGCUCCUGCCAGGUUGCUGUUACGACUGACAAGACGCCCUCGCCUUCGUCAAAAUGGAAGGUGAUUUAUAGCAUUGAAGGGGGAUGUCCAGCGUCAACGCCGGGUAAUCUCGGUGCUGGAGGCGCUCUAGGCACCUUUCCCUUCGACGUUCCUUCUGAACUGCCCAACGGCGAGAUGACAAUGGCCUGGACGUGGUUCAACAAGGUCGGUAACCGCGAGAUGUACAUGAACUGCGCGCCCAUCACUGUCUCAGGCGGCUCAGACGAUAGCGCCGCUUUUGACUCGCUCCCAGAUAUGGCUGUUGCGAACAUUCAAGGUCAGGGCAGCUGCAAGACGUCUGAGGGCUCUGACUACACAUUCGAGAACCCGGGCAAGUACAAGACUGAGAUCGGGACUGGUCCCUUUGUUUCUCUGUGCGGUGGUGCUCCAGCGGGGGGUAGUGGAGGUGUAAACCCUGGCAGCGGCUCUCCUCCUGUCGCCAACCCCGGCAUUCCUGUCACUCCCUCUGCUCCGGCUCCUUCAGCUCCGGCUUCCUCUACCCCGAUUGGGACCUCUACGCUCCGCACCAUCAUCACCGUCACCGCUCCCCAGGGUCCCAAGCCAACUGAAGGUGGUGUCUUCGCCCCCGGUGCAUCGGCUCCAACUCCUAAAGCCCCUCUCGCUUCUCAAUCUUCUUCCGCGCCCCAGCCCUCUCCCGCUCCUUCUACGCCCAAGCCUUCCCAAGCUCCCACCAUCCCCGUUAACAAGCCUGACAAUGUUAACUCUGGCACUGGUACUGGUACUGGCACGGGUACUGGCGCUGGUGAUUCUUCCUGCUCUCCCGAUGGCGCCUUAGUGUGCAACGGCGAGGCUCAGUUCGGCCUUUGCAACUGGGGUAAGGUUAUCUGGCAGGACGUUGCUGCUGGGACGAAGUGCCAGAAUGGCAAGAUUGCCAAGCGGGAGUACACACACCGUGCUCAGCGUACUGCGGUUUAA